Molecule: messenger RNA, 10331 nt
Organism: Pan troglodytes (chimpanzee)
Lineage: Eukaryota; Metazoa; Chordata; Mammalia; Primates; Hominidae
Gene: SIPA1L1
Product: signal induced proliferation associated 1 like 1
Exons: 24
Coding region: 3032-8446 (1804 amino acids)
Biological process (GO): regulation of small GTPase mediated signal transduction
Cellular component (GO): cytoplasm
Molecular function (GO): GTPase activator activity; protein binding
Source: RefSeq, a predicted model, not a curated record
AGAGUCUCACUCUGUCACCCAGGCUGGAGUGCAGUGGCGCGAUCUCGGCUCACUGCAACCUCCAUCACCCGGGUUCAAGCGAUUCUCCUGCCUCAGUCUCUGGAGUAGCUGGGACUACAGGUGCGUGCCACCAUGCCUGGCUAAUUUUUUGUAUUUUUAGUAGAGACGGGGUUUCACCGUCUUAGCCAGGGUGGUCUCAAUCUCUUGAUCUCGUGAUCUGCCUGCCUCGGCCUCCCAAAGUGCUGGGAUUACAGGCAUGAGCUGCUGCACCCGGCCAGCUUUUGAAUUUCUAAAAGAAUAUCCUGAUAAUCUUAUUGGGAUUGCGUUAAAUUUACUUAUUAAUUUAAAAUUUUUAAAGCAUUGAUCCUCUAAGAAUUUGUUUUGUGUAGCUCAAAUAUUUCUCAUCUGCUUUUAAAAAAAAGUUGAUUUUACAAAAUUUGCUGGGAGUGGUAGGGGCGGCUCAUGCCUGUAAUCUUAGCACUUUUGGAGGCCGAGGCAGGAGGAUUGCUUGAGCCCAGGAGUUCAAAACCAGCCUGGGCGAUAGUGAGACCCUGUCUCUUAGAAACUACAUAUAUAUUUUACAAAUUUAUUUUUCUUUGAGGCAGAGUCUCGUUCUGUCACCCAGGCUGGAGUCCAGUAGCAUGAUCUCGACUUGUUGCAACCUCUGCCUCUGUGGUUCGAGGUAUUUCGGGGUGCCUCAGCCACUUAAGUAGCUAGGAUUACAGGUGUGUUUCACUUCACCUAGCAAAUUUUUGUAUUUUUAGUAGUUUCACCGUGUUGGCCAGGCUGGUCUCGAACUCCUAGCCUCAAGUGAUCUGCCCGCCUGGACUUCCCAAAGUGCUGAGAUUCCAGGCGUAAGACACCGCGCCCGGCUUAUUGUACAAAUAUUUCAUUACUGAUACUACAGAGAGCAGUUACUCAUCAUACUACCUCUAUCACAACAAACAUUUCUGUUUUCCCUUUACUUUUAGUGAUGCUGAAUCAUAUUUUAGGGCCUUUAUUAUUAUAUAUUCUGUAAUUAGCAAGGUGUCAUGCAUACAGUAGGUAAAAGUUUAGAGAGCUUGUCCAUACCACUGUGGGAUCCUCAAUAGGAAGUAAUUUGGAAGUAUCUAUUGAAAUUUAAAAUAUACACAGGCAUGUACCGUAACUCUUUAGUUGUUUACUCAGCAUCUAUCCUAAAGAAAACAUGGGCCGUGACUCACAUACUGUUUUUUUCAGUACCUUCUGUCACCCUUGUUAUCUCCUUACAUUUUAGCCAUUAAAUUCUGUUAAAGAAGAUGUGAAACCUUUUAGAAGUGGUUCAUAGCCCAUGCUGUGCACUUUUAAUUUGAUUCUCUACCUUACUUUUUAGUUAAAAAAAACAAAACAAAACAAAACUCGUCACCAUAGUAAUUCUUUAGAUGUUAGAAUCAGCUAGGUAUGCUUUUUUUUCUCUCAAACUUCUUUAAUCAUCACCCACAUUUCACCCCAGUUCCGAUAAUUCCCUCUUUCCCUGUUGAAAAUCACCAUAAUGAGCCUUGGCCCCCGAUUGCACGUCCUUGAUGAGUGUGUUGGGGACAGAAGUACUCUCAAUCCCCUGUGGCCUUCCUGCUCUUGUUCCCACUCCUGACCAGCCCACAUAAUGAAUCCUGUUCUCAAAGCAAAGAUCAUCUCCACCCACAUCAGCAGCACCUUUUGUUCUUUGUUCCUUUUUCAUCCUUAUUCCCAGAUCUCAAAAUAUCGCUCCCAAUAUCUUUGCAGUCUUUACUUUCAUUCCAGAGGAUUCAACAGUAUACAUUUAUGCGCAUGUGGUAAAAGGACCACGGUUGCUUUGGUACCAAACAGACAUGAACAAAAAUUGCACCAGAAAACAGAAAAAUUGUUUGUGCAGAAUUCUAGAAAAAAAUCCUCUUGCCUGUCUCCACAUCAGGGUGAAGGGGAAGAGGAGAGGGCCAUCUGGGAAUCUGGGAAUUAAGGAAGUAAGGAGGUAGAAUUGGAAUGUUUAAGCCACCAAGUAACUAUUAGAUUGGUGCCUGGGUUUUGGGUCAUGCUCUCAUGUGCUUCUGCCUGCAGCUUACUUGCCUCCCUCUUGGGCUGGCUGGAAAGCCGUGGGCUGGUUACUAUGGGAAUUGAUGGGUGCUGCUGGCAGUGAGAGAAGGAAAGUACUUGGAAUUGAUACAGAAAUACUAGGAGAGCAGGUUUUUUUUUUUGCCCUCUGCUUUCCUGCUUACUGUUUUUUGAUUUGAUUUAACUAAUGUGGUUUUAGCUGAAGAGAGCCUUUCCAAGAGCUCACCUGUGGUACCCUGAGGAGGAGUUGAGCUGUCAUCACUCUAACCCAGGAAGACCUCAUGGAGACGAGGGCAACACAAAGGAUGGCUAGUUUCUCAGAUGAAUUUCUGUUUCAGCAACUGGCUUCUCAGGCUUCAUUGAACUCAAAAUUAAACCCAAGCCUCUUUUUAUACUGUUAAGAAAUGUGCUGCAGACAGGAGGGGGAAAGUCAGUAUUUAAUUCUCUCUUCUUCACUACCAUCUUCUUCACUACCACUCCUCUCCCUCUUCUUCACUGCCACCACCCCUUGCAAGGAAAAGGCCCUCCCUAUCCUGAAGACAUUAGCUGAGAGUCUGGCACCUUUUAAAAGUCUGAUCAUCAAUUGUCUCUCUGGGCGGCCACCUAUGAGACUUCAUCUGUGUGGUUAUACCUUAUUGGUGUGGAUGUUGUCUAAAUUUCGGUAGCCAUGGCACAAGAAUAUAAGAAAGCAUGGGAUUAUGGCAACCACAGAAUCUCAGUAGUACAAGUUCCAUUCAGUUUUUUCUGAAAGAAAGCCCUCUGUUAAAGUGAAGCAAAGAAACUGUUGUGGAUUAUAACGUUUAGAAGUUCCAAUUUUUCAGUGCUUUACAAAUAAAGCAUCAUUUAACCUUUUAAAUGAAAAAGAUUAAGAUCUCAUGCAACUCUUGUAUUUUCUGGAAGCCAUUCUCCAAAAGGGAAGUGCACAUUUAAAACACAGAUAUGAUGGUCCUUGCUGCAGGGAUUUAAGUCUACUUGCUUUUACAUCAUGACCAGCUUGAAACGGUCACAGACAGAAAGGCCUCUUGCCACUGACAGGGCCUCUGUUGUUGGCACAGACGGCACCCCCAAAGUCCACACUGAUGAUUUCUACAUGCGGCGCUUCCGGUCCCAAAAUGGCAGCUUAGGAUCAUCAGUUAUGGCUCCUGUAGGACCCCCCCGAAGUGAAGGUUCUCACCAUAUAACCUCAACCCCCGGAGUCCCAAAAAUGGGGGUAAGGGCAAGGAUUGCAGAUUGGCCCCCAAGAAAGGAAAACAUAAAAGAAUCUAGCCGUUCAAGCCAGGAAAUAGAAACCUCAAGUUGCCUUGAUAGCCUGUCCUCCAAAAGCAGUCCUGUGAGUCAGGGAAGUUCUGUUAGCCUCAAUUCCAAUGACUCAGCCAUGCUGAAAAGCAUACAGAACACGCUGAAAAACAAGACAAGACCGUCGGAGAACAUGGACUCCAGAUUUCUCAUGCCUGAAGCCUACCCCAGCUCCCCCAGAAAAGCUCUUCGCAGAAUACGCCAGCGAAGCAACAGUGAUAUCACCAUAAGUGAACUUGAUGUGGAUAGCUUUGAUGAAUGUAUCUCACCUACAUACAAGACUGGACCAUCACUGCACAGGGAAUAUGGUAGCACAUCUUCAAUUGAUAAACAGGGAACAUCCGGAGAAAGCUUUUUUGAUUUGUUAAAGGGCUACAAAGAUGACAAAUCUGAUCGAGGUCCAACUCCAACCAAGCUCAGUGACUUUCUCAUUACUGGUGGUGGCAAGGGUUCUGGUUUCUCUUUGGAUGUAAUAGACGGGCCUAUCUCACAGAGAGAGAACCUCAGGCUUUUUAAGGAAAGGGAAAAACCACUCAAGCGACGUUCAAAAUCUGAAACUGGAGACUCAUCUAUUUUUCGUAAAUUGCGCAAUGCCAAAGGUGAAGAACUUGGGAAGUCAUCAGAUCUUGAAGAUAACCGAUCGGAAGACUCUGUCAGGCCCUGGACAUGUCCAAAGUGCUUUGCCCACUAUGAUGUCCAGAGUAUAUUAUUUGAUUUGAAUGAGGCAAUUAUGAACAGGCACAAUGUUAUUAAGAGGAGAAACACCACCACUGGAGCUUCCGCAGCUGCCGUGGCAUCCUUGGUCUCUGGACCUCUGUCUCAUUCAGCCAGUUUUAGCUCCCCAAUGGGCAGCACAGAGGACCUGAAUUCCAAAGGAAGCCUCAGCAUGGACCAGGGAGAUGAUAAAAGCAAUGAGCUUGUAAUGAGCUGUCCAUAUUUUCGGAAUGAGAUAGGUGGAGAAGGGGAGAGGAAAAUCAGCCUUUCGAAAUCAAAUUCUGGCUCCUUUAGUGGAUGUGAAAGUGCCUCCUUUGAGUCUACCCUUAGUUCCCAUUGCACAAAUGCAGGAGUGGCAGUACUUGAAGUGCCCAAGGAGAACUUGGUGUUGCACCUAGAUAGAGUGAAAAGAUACAUCGUGGAACACGUAGAUCUGGGUGCAUACUAUUAUAGAAAAUUUUUCUACCAGAAGGAACACUGGAACUAUUUUGGGGCUGAUGAGAAUCUUGGUCCAGUGGCUGUGAGCAUUCGAAGGGAAAAACCAGAUGAAAUGAAAGAAAAUGGAUCUCCGUACAACUACCGAAUAAUUUUUAGAACUAGUGAGCUCAUGACACUGAGAGGUUCCGUCCUGGAGGACGCCAUUCCGUCGACAGCCAAGCACUCGACAGCCAGAGGCCUGCCUCUCAAAGAAGUGCUGGAGCACGUGGUUCCUGAGCUCAAUGUCCAGUGCCUGCGGUUGGCCUUCAACACACCCAAGGUCACAGAGCAGCUCAUGAAACUGGAUGAACAAGGGCUGAACUACCAGCAGAAAGUAGGCAUCAUGUACUGCAAAGCUGGACAGAGCACUGAAGAAGAGAUGUACAACAAUGAGUCAGCUGGCCCAGCCUUUGAAGAAUUCCUUCAACUAUUGGGAGAGCGAGUUCGGCUCAAAGGAUUUGAGAAGUAUCGAGCACAGCUUGAUACCAAAACUGACUCCACUGGAACCCAUUCUCUGUACACAACAUACAAAGAUUAUGAAAUUAUGUUCCAUGUUUCUACCAUGCUGCCAUACACACCUAACAACAAACAACAGCUCCUGAGGAAGCGGCACAUUGGAAAUGAUAUCGUAACAAUUGUUUUCCAAGAGCCUGGAGCACAGCCAUUCAGCCCAAAAAACAUCCGAUCCCACUUCCAGCACGUUUUCGUCAUCGUCAGGGUGCACAAUCCGUGCUCUGACAGUGUCUGUUAUAGUGUGGCUGUUACCAGGUCCAGAGAUGUGCCUUCCUUUGGGCCUCCCAUUCCUAAAGGGGUCACUUUCCCUAAGUCAAAUGUGUUCAGGGACUUCCUUUUGGCGAAAGUGAUUAAUGCAGAAAAUGCUGCUCAUAAAUCGGAGAAGUUCCGGGCCAUGGCAACUCGGACCCGCCAGGAAUACCUGAAAGAUCUGGCAGAAAAGAAUGUCACCAACACCCCUAUCGACCCUUCUGGCAAGUUUCCAUUCAUCUCUCUGGCUUCCAAGAAGAAGGAAAAGUCUAAGCCAUAUCCAGGAGCCGAGCUCAGCAGCAUGGGGGCCAUUGUAUGGGCAGUCCGGGCUGAAGACUACAACAAGGCCAUGGAACUAGACUGCCUUUUAGGGAUCUCCAAUGAGUUCAUUGUGCUCAUUGAACAGGAAACAAAGAGCGUGGUCUUCAAUUGUUCCUGUAGAGAUGUGAUAGGGUGGACUUCAACUGACACCAGCCUCAAAAUCUUCUAUGAACGAGGAGAAUGUGUUUCAGUGGGGAGUUUUAUUAACAUUGAGGAGAUCAAAGAGAUUGUCAAAAGGUUGCAGUUUGUUUCAAAAGGCUGUGAAUCGGUGGAGAUGACUCUGCGAAGAAAUGGGCUAGGACAGCUUGGCUUCCAUGUCAACUAUGAGGGCAUCGUGGCGGAUGUGGAGCCCUACGGUUAUGCCUGGCAGGCAGGGCUGAGGCAGGGCAGUCGCCUGGUAGAGAUCUGCAAGGUGGCGGUAGCCACUCUGAGCCAUGAGCAGAUGAUUGACCUCCUGAGAACAUCUGUCACGGUGAAGGUUGUCAUCAUUCCCCCGCAUGAUGACUGCACCCCGCGGAGGAGUUGCUCUGAAACCUACCGCAUGCCAGUGAUGGAGUACAAAAUGAAUGAAGGUGUUUCAUAUGAAUUCAAGUUUCCCUUCCGAAAUAAUAACAAGUGGCAGAGGAACGCCAGCAAGGGGCCUCAUUCACCUCAAGUCCCGUCCCAGGUGCAGAGUCCCAUGACCUCGCGGCUGAAUGCUGGAAAAGGAGAUGGGAAGAUGCCUCCUCCAGAAAGAGCCGCCAACAUCCCUCGAAGCAUCUCCAGUGACGGGCGCCCACUAGAGAGGCGGCUGUCUCCUGGUUCGGACAUCUAUGUGACGGUCUCAUCCAUGGCUUUAGCAAGAUCCCAGUGUCGGAACUCUCCUAGCAACUUGUCUUCAUCCAGUGAUACUGGUUCUGUGGGGGGCACUUACAGGCAGAAGUCCAUGCCCGAAGGGUUUGGAGUGAGCCGUAGAUCCCCAGCCUCCAUUGACAGGCAGAACACCCAGUCAGAUAUUGGUGGCAGCGGAAAAUCCACGCCUAGCUGGCAAAGAAGUGAGGAUAGCAUUGCUGACCAGAUGGCUUACAGUUAUAGAGGACCUCAGGAUUUCAAUUCUUUUGUCCUCGAGCAGCAUGAAUAUACAGAGCCAACAUGCCAUCUCCCAGCAGUAUCAAAGGUACUGCCAGCUUUCCGAGAGAGCCCCAGUGGGAGAUUAAUGCGGCAGGAUCCAGUGGUUCAUUUGUCUCCAAACAAACAAGGGCAUUCUGAUAGCCACUACUCGAGCCACUCCAGUAGCAAUACUCUCUCCAGCAAUGCGUCGAGUGCCCAUAGUGAUGAGAAGUGGUACGAUGGGGACCGCACAGAAUCCGAACUCAACAGCUAUAACUAUCUGCAAGGCACCUCUGCUGACAGUGGCAUUGACACCACCUCUUAUGGCCCCAGCCACGGCAGCACAGCCUCACUGGGGGCUGCCACAUCGUCACCUCGCUCAGGGUCAGGCAAGGAGAAAGUGGCACCCCUAUGGCACAGCUCCAGUGAAGUAAUCUCCAUGGCAGAUCGGACUUUGGAGACAGAGAGCCACGGCCUGGACCGGAAAACAGAGUCUUCCCUGAGCUUAGACAUACACAGCAAGAGCCAAGCCGGCUCGAGCCCUCUGACAAGGGAGAACAGCACCUUCAGUAUAAACGAUGCUGCUUCCCACACAAGUACCAUGAGCUCCCGACACUCUGCCAGCCCAGUGGUUUUCACCAGUGCCCGGAGUUCACCUAAAGAAGAGCUUCAUCCAGCUGCCCCCUCACAGCUCGCACCAUCCUUCUCCUCCUCUUCCUCCUCCUCCUCUGGUCCUAGGAGUUUUUACCCUCGCCAGGGCGCUACUAGCAAGUACCUGAUUGGAUGGAAAAAACCCGAAGGAACCAUAAACUCCGUGGGAUUUAUGGACACGAGAAAGCGUCAUCAGAGCGAUGGCAAUGAAAUAGCCCACACCAGGCUGCGUGCCUCAACCAGAGACCUCCGGGCAUCUCCUAAGCCAACCUCCAAGUCCACCAUUGAAGAAGAUCUAAAGAAACUAAUUGAUCUUGAAAGCCCAACUCCUGAAUCACAGAAGAGUUUUAAGUUCCACGCACUCUCCUCUCCUCAGUCUCCUUUCCCCAGCACCCCCACCUCACGGCGGGCCUUGCACAGAACACUGUCGGACGAGAGCAUUUACAGUAGCCAGAGGGAGCACUUUUUCACCUCCAGGGCGUCACUUCUGGACCAAGCCCUGCCCAACGACGUCCUCUUCAGUAGCACGUACCCUUCUCUCCCCAAGUCGCUCCCAUUGAGGAGGCCUUCUUACACCUUAGGAAUGAAAUCGCUGCAUGGAGAGUUCUCGGCCUCGGACAGCUCCCUCACUGACAUCCAGGAGACCCGCAGGCAGCCUAUGCCCGACCCUGGCCUGAUGCCCCUGCCUGACACUGCUGCAGACUUGGAUUGGUCCAACCUGGUAGAUGCUGCCAAAGCCUAUGAGGUCCAGAGAGCCUCAUUUUUUGCUGCUAGUGAUGAAAACCAUCGCCCCUUGAGUGCUGCAUCCAACAGUGAUCAGCUGGAGGACCAGGCUCUGGCCCAGAUGAAGCCUUACAGCAGCAGUAAAGACUCCUCUCCCACUCUGGCUUCUAAAGUGGACCAGCUGGAAGGUAUGCUGAAGAUGCUUCGGGAAGAUCUGAAGAAGGAAAAAGAAGACAAAGCUCACCUUCAGGCGGAGGUGCAGCACCUGCGAGAGGACAACCUGAGGCUACAGGAGGAGUCCCAGAAUGCCUCGGACAAGCUGAAGAAGUUCACGGAAUGGGUCUUCAACACCAUAGACAUGAGCUAGGGAAGGCUGAGGAGGACAGGAGAAGGGCCCAGACACUCCCUCCAGCGAGUGUCCUGCAGCCCUUAUUCCCUCCAUAGAAAGCAUCCUCAGAGCACCUUCCCCGGCUUCCUACUCUGCCCCCUUUCGGGGAGUGCACAACACAAUAGUUGCAGAUCAACAAUCAUCACCUGCCUUUUGUAGAAAAGAAAAACAAAAAAAGUAAAUAAAAAUUUUAAACAGUAAAAUAAAAGUUUAACUGCUAAAAUGUGAAUGUCUUUAUUUUUUUGCACAAUAUCUUUAUCUGUUAUGUAUUUAAGAAGAAACUGGGCCUUGGACCAGGGCGUCCCCUGGCCCAUCCGCCUCUAUUCCCAUCAGCUUUCUUAUCAACUUCAGGUAACCCAAGCUUUCCCUUGUUAUUCUAACAAAUAUCAUUAUUCCUAGAAAAAGAAUGUUUUUAUAACUUGUUUGGGGAGUAGAGAGGGAUAUUUCCUUACCUUCUUCCCUAAAAUGCCUGGAGAGGGAGUUGCUUUGAGAAAAUGCCUACCUCCCUUGAAUGACUCGUGCAUGAGCUAGUGCUGUCUGUACCUGUCCUCCAGAGAUCAGCAGGACCGGAGUUAAAUAUUUAACAGCAAGUCUGUAAACCAGAGCAGCUCUGACAGUGCCUGCAGGCCACACCCCUUCUCAGUCCUGCAUUGUGAGGUCAUUUCCUGCUUCUCCCUUUCCCCAGGAAGAUGGUCCCACUUGUGCUGCAAGACUCUUUUUUGUUUGGCUUAAUUGAGCCCCACUAAAUUGGAAUCAAUCUCUCUUACAGCUUCCUGGCUCCAAACAUUAAUUGAUUUCAGAAUUCCCCCAAACUAAAACCUUAUCUGUCUGCAUUUUGAAUGCAUUUUGGUCAAAAGUAUACGUUUUAAAGAUUUUUAAAGAUAAAAAUGUGGCACAAUUGGUUUUUUUAGCUUGCUGAAAAUGACCAUAUCUCUAAAUUAAUCUUUCUCUCCAGAGCAAGACUUCACCAGUAUUUGUAACUAGGAGAAGCUAACAGUGAAUGUUUAAUUGUGAAUUUUAAUUAUUGCUUGUUAGGAACAAUGACUGUGAUACUAGAAUGGGCUUUUGAAACCUGCAUGUCCCAGUGUGAAAUUUCAGCACGGCAUUUUCUGCAUCCUUUCAUGGCCAUCCAAAGGAUUCUGCUGCAGAAAUUAUUGAUGUGCUAUUUUUCCUGUCUUGUGAUGCAGGCUGCUUUGGGCCCCUGGGUCACUCUUCCAAGGCUGCUGUAGAGCACAGAGACAUGGGGCUGGCCAGUGUUGACUGACCUGAGGAGACCCCUUUGUUUGUUGCCUUCAUAACUGUCACUAAACCGACCCCUCUGCCCUUUCAGUGGCAACUCUGGUCUAAGGGAACAUUCAGCACUCUGGCGGCAUCUGAUUGGAAGUUCCCUCACCCAAGUAAUCUCAAUUCCUUCCUCUCUCCAUCCCUGAAAGAAACAGGAUGGAUUUUCCUCUCUUCUCCCUGCUACAUUCACUACCAGAUUUUUAUGCUACAGUUUCAUUCUUGAUUGUGAUUUCUCCAUGGAAUUUUUUUUUUUUCUGGUGACAUUUCUAUCAUGGAAAUAGGAAGAUUUCGGAGUGCUUUGUAAAGAUUUCAAUUGUCUGUCUCUUUCUCUCUUUGACUUGUAUGAAGGAGAUUGUACAUUGCCUGAUAUCUCUUUGUAAAUGAGAAAUAUUGCUAACAUCCAAGCAUUCUGAAGUCUUGCUUAUCCUUCUGAGUUUAGUUCUCAUUUUGUUUUACAUUUUGUUUGGGGACUUGGGGCAAGCUAUUUAUUAGAGUUUUGCAACAGAGUUCUUGUUUGAAGCCUCUAAAGACUACUUGUAAAAUUCAAAGAAUAAAAUUCAUUUUAAACGCUCUUUUAAAA